AUGACUUGGUUCAUUCCGGGUCAUUCAAUGGAGACAUUUCCCGUGGAAACCCAGUUGAUCAUUGAUUCUGGAGCAGAGGUCGCAUUACACGGCUAUUGUCACGAAGACUGUACGAGACUAAGCACACAGCAAGAGAAGGACAUCUUCGAGAAGUGCAUCAAACUUGCUCAAUCUCUCACUGGAAAGAAGCCUGUUGGAUACCGAGCGCCCCUCUAUCGACUACGAGAAGAAACGAUUGAGUUGCUCGAGAGUGAAGGCUUCUUAUAUGACUCUUCACUAAGCGAUCACGAUUCUCAGCUAUAUCAACUCACAAAAGGGCCGUCACCAGUACCGGUAGACUAUUCACAGCCUGCACAGACUUGGAUGCGACCCUGUGCUUUGCCAGAGCCUUCCAAAGUCGUCGAGAUCCCCGCCAACUGGUACAUGGAGGAUAUGACACCCUUGCAGUAUCUACCGAACGUGGAAAACUCGCAUGGAUACGUGCCGUCUCAGUCGAUUGAGAGGAUGUGGCAAGACAGAUUCACUUGGCUUUGGAAUCAUGGACCGGACGGCGAAGGUCCUGCGGAUUUCGUGUUUCCGUUAAUCUUGCAUCCUGAUACAUCUGGAAUGGCACACAUUAUUGGAACUAUUGAGAGCAUGGUGCUGUGGAUGAAAGGUCAUGGAACACAAGUUGAGUUCGUCACCUAUGAGACGGUAGCGAGAUCAUAUUUGAGUCGAAAGGGGCAUGCAUGA
Molecule: messenger RNA, 732 nt
Organism: Colletotrichum siamense
Lineage: Eukaryota; Fungi; Ascomycota; Sordariomycetes; Glomerellales; Glomerellaceae
Gene: pgdA-0
Product: Peptidoglycan deacetylase
Exons: 1
Coding region: 1-732 (243 amino acids)
Biological process (GO): carbohydrate metabolic process
Molecular function (GO): hydrolase activity, acting on carbon-nitrogen (but not peptide) bonds
Source: RefSeq, a predicted model, not a curated record